CUUAACAGAACACACUGUAAAAGCCUGCUCACUCUGCUUCAUAUAUGCCUCAGAAACCCUGUUUCACUAUGCCACACCAGCACCAAUGUCACUCUCCUACUUUCUCUCUCUCUCUCUCUCUCCUCCUUCUCUCUCCAUAAAAACCCCUUCACCCCCUCCCCGCAAAAACCCAAAAUCCCAUUCUCUCAUUUUCUUCACCAUCAUCUUACAUCACUGCUCCAACAAAAAUAUCAAACACCUUUGAUCAAACCACACAACCAAACCAAACUUAGCCGCUUGAUUGAGACCCAAAUGCCGUCGGACUCGAGCGAUCAGCAGAACAACCAGAACCGUAGGCCGGCGAAGGCCCAGACCCCGGGUGCCCCACCGCCGGAGCAAGAGCACCUCCCUUGCCCACGCUGCGACAGCGCCACCACAGCCACUCCCUCGCUCUCCGACCACCCAAUUCCCCCCACCCCAGUUUUUAUGAACCCGGGUGGCGCCGCCGCGUUUGGGGACAUGAAGGGGAAUGUGGGAAAUGGAUGCGGUGGUGGGGGCGGCGCUAGCUUCACUUCUCUGCUCAACACUCAGGGGCCUGGUUUUUUGGCCUUAGGGGGGUUUGGUCUUGGGCUGGCCAAUGGGUUUGAGGAGAUGGGCUUUGGACUUGGGAGAGCGGUGUGGCCUUUUCCCGGGGUGGGAGAUGGUGGUGCUGGUGUUGGAGGUAAUGGUGGGGGCCAUGGGAUGAUGAACACGUGGCAAUUUGAGAGUGGAGAAGGUGGUGGGAUUGUGAAUGUGGGUGUUGGCUCUGUUGGGGGUGAGUUCUGUUCUUGGCCGGAGUUGGCAAUUUCUACCCCUGGAAAUGGUCUCAAAUGAGAAGAAAAAAAAUCUGUUCUUUUUUUGUCUCUCUCCUAAUUCUCUCCUCCUCCUCCUCUUUUUUUUGUAUCUUAUGGAUAAUAUUCUGUGUCUUACUGCUGUAGACUUCUAAUGAUAGUGUUGAGGCUUGAAGUUGAGGCUAAUUAAAUUUGCCACUGAAUUGCUACAUAUCCCAAUCCAAGAACUAAGUUUUUUGAGUAUAAGAACAAAAU
Messenger RNA from Prunus mume (Japanese apricot), 1064 nucleotides. The record is from RefSeq and is a predicted model, not a curated record. Lineage: Eukaryota; Viridiplantae; Streptophyta; Magnoliopsida; Rosales; Rosaceae.